Molecule: messenger RNA, 999 nt
Organism: Adineta ricciae
Lineage: Eukaryota; Metazoa; Rotifera; Eurotatoria; Adinetida; Adinetidae
Source: the annotation of a GenBank genome assembly
AUGUUAACCUGUUCUUUUCGCCUUCGACACGUUCUCAUACGGUUCUUCGUCAUAUUCAUCAGUGCAGUGAUAAUCGCAUGUGACGAGCGAAAUGUGGAAGAACGCUCGUAUUGUCCGUCGAUUGAAACAGUUUCAUUCGAUUCAGAUAUCGAUGUUAAAUGUAAUAAUUCUUAUUUAGCCUUCAAUGAAAUCAAUAGUAACACUUCGAAUUGGAAAUUUGCUAAUCCAAGUCCCUUUUGCCAACACCAAGGUUUUGUUCGUCAGUGCAACAUAACACGACUCGGUCCGAAAUUCCUAAAAGUUCCAGUUAGAUCAUUAGAUCUCGGUGAAUCAGCCUGUAUUUACUGUCAUACCAAUUAUCGACCAGUUGCACCAAUGAUCACAGUCACUCAAUCGAAUAACGAUGUUCAUUCUUUCUACACAUUUAAUUUGACUGCAGAUAGAUUAGGUGAUGGUGAAUCAUUCGAAAUUAUAUGGGCAAAACGUUCCAGUCAUAUUCGAUACUCGCUGAACUAUUGGUUUUUUCAAGAAUGUGUCGAUCCAGUUGUUGAAAUCCUGGAGAGAACCGCUCGUCAAAUCGUGUUUAUCGUCGAUGAUGUUUCGAUAAAACGUGUUGAAUUUAUCAUUCGUCGCUGUCAUAGCAAUUGCCAUUCAUAUCGAAAAUGUGAUGACGACGAGUUUUCGAGUCGGAUGUCUUCGAACUAUUUCCAUACGCCGCAUGCAAUUGAAAAAGUCAGCUGCAAUUCCGACUGUCUCAAUGGUUUAGUUGUCAAUCCAGCAACAAUCAAAACUAUGCGCGAUGAAGAUAUAUUAUUAUCGACAAUCAAAUUACCGAAUAGAAAACAAACAAUAAAAGUCCUUAUUCUAUUUCCGAUUCUCGGCUUAUUAAUAGUACUUAUGUUUAUAACAUUUGUCUUUUUGCUUAUUGCUCGAGUGCGAGGUAAAUUCCCUUUUCAAGUUUACAAAGCAAAACUACCUACUCAAGAACAAGUCAUAUGA